AUCGCCUUUCUCCCUCAAUCGCGAACGCAAAGACAGGGUUCGCCAGCACCAGCACCAGCGGCACCACCGUCACUUAUCGGAAUCCGCCACCGCCACCGCCUCAACGGAAGCCCUUAAGAAGGAACUAUCUUAUUGACUGUGCAAUUCAAGCCUCUUUGACCCAUUAAUUGGGUUUUUCACUGAACAAGAACAAGCUGUUGAAUAAAAAAGACUCAGCCACUCAAAUGGAUUUGGAGACCGAAAACAGAUUAGCUGCUCUGCUUAUGAGGGAAGCAGCAGAAUUACGGCGGCAGUCUGAAAGGGAAGGUGUUUUGGCUUAUCUUCGUAAGCCUAAUGUACGGCAUCGGCCGAAUUCACGCUUCCUCACUGCUACUGUACGUGGAGUACAACAAGCAAAUCGAGCUGUGGAAGUGAAUGAGAUGUGGCGGUUGCGGCAAAAAGAACUCGAACUAGAUAAACGGGUUAAAGAGAAGUCAAUAGAUAAAAGCAGUAGGGACAGAAGCCAUAGAAAUGAAAACCCAUCAAGAGGCACAGGAAGACAUGCUGGUAGUAGCACUAGAACCUCUGAUUCGUGCUCAAGUAAAAGAGAAUAUGAGGUGGAUAAACGGGUUAAAGACACAUCAAAGGAUAAAAGCAAUGGUGACAGAAGCCAUAGGGCUGGUAACUCAUCAAGAAGCCCGGGAAGGCAUGCUGUAGUGGUGGAUAAAAGCAGCAGUGCCUAUACUUCAUGCUCGAGUGAAAGAGAAUAUGAGCAUGGUGUGGAAGGUUUAAAGGAUGAAGAGCUUGAGGAGUUUCUACACUCAAGGACCAAGCGAGGCAGAGGUGCUGUUGGUCCAAGGAUGGAUGAGACUGGACCUUACCUUCCUCAUUCAGAUGGAGAGCCUAGUACUAGUCCUGUAAGGGAACGUCAUAUUAUUUACGGUCCAGAGAGGCCUCUGUCAUUGAGAUCAAAUGAUUCUUCUUCUGAGGAGGAGCUUCAUGAAGAAAGGCGGAAAAAGAGUAAAAAGUCUCACUCUAGAAGCUCGGACAAAGAUAAUUCUAAGAAGCGCAGGUCGAAAGAUAAAUCCAAGCAUAAGAAAAAGAAAAGGGAGGAGAAAAAAAGUAAACAUCAUCACUGAGGCUUUUCUGUAACAUGAUAUUCUCAGAUGAAGGUUAUAACCAGUGGUUACAGGCAAAUUGGAUGAAACUCAUGUUUGUACUCUGCACAGAUAAUUUUCUGUAACAUCAAAGGCGAGAUAUCAAUUUCUGUUCUUAUGGUCAUUGGAUGCAAAAACAAAUAUUAAUAUUCAAUUGACUUGUAUCAUUGGGAGAACAUCUGUAUGGUAUGCCUAUGGCAGUAGAAGCCCCUGAUAUUAAUAUUUGCCCAACUUAUCAUCUCAA
This is a messenger RNA of Cajanus cajan (pigeon pea), 1380 nucleotides long. RefSeq names its product G patch domain protein. NCBI's taxonomy places the organism in Eukaryota, Viridiplantae, Streptophyta, Magnoliopsida, Fabales, Fabaceae. The record is from RefSeq and is a predicted model, not a curated record.